This is a messenger RNA of Cajanus cajan (pigeon pea), 769 nucleotides long. Lineage: Eukaryota; Viridiplantae; Streptophyta; Magnoliopsida; Fabales; Fabaceae. The record is from RefSeq and is a predicted model, not a curated record.
GAUGCAUAUGGCAUUUGUGCUAUUGUCCAUAUGAUGUUGCAUAACUCGUAUAUGGAAAUCGUCAAAAAAGAACAAUCUGAUGGGAGCUACGUGUAUCUUCCCAGACUACCCUUUAAACGUUACUGGAACAUUGAGCUCUGGAAGACUUUCUUCACUAAGAUGCUAAACCAAUACCCCCACGAUGAUGAUAGGAGGUUGCUGCAGGAUUUGAAGAAGUCCUUCCAGGACUAUAUGGGCUCCAAUCCGCAGCUUAUAAAGAAACUGAAGGAGUUACUCUCAAAGCAAAGGGCUUCCUUGUGUUCUGCUUAAUGUUUUAAGAUCAUUACGCCUCCACUUUUGUUUUAACCAUCUAGCGGCUACUAAGAACCUACUAUAUUCUUGUUAUGAAGGAAGUAAAAUAAACAAAUGCACGAUGCAAGCAAUCAGGGACAGAUUUAGAAGGUGAACUUCCUUUGUUUUAUUUGUUUAGUUUUGUAGGACAUGCUCUUUAGUGAGUUAGGAUAUGCACUUCAAAUUACACUCUUACUUAAUCACUAUAGAGACAAGCUCAGUUUUUGUGUAUUAGCCUGCAUUAUCCCCUUUAAUUCAAACCUUUUCUUUUUGUCUUCUGUAGUUAGAGUAUGGUCAGAAAUUUGACCAAUUUAAGUAAUGAUAUGUACAUACAUGUAGAGUGUUUUAAGCAGAUUGAAAGUUGUAUAAGCCGUUAUGUUUAUUGUCUAGGGCGUGUUUCAUGUACAAAUCAUCUAUAAAGUUCCAAGUUCUUUGAGAU